AGCAGGGGAGUAGACAGCUCAGCCGCGGCGGAGGGAGUCUAUGCGCGCUGGACAGCAGUGGGAGGUGUGUGAGCCUCGCACUGGCCUCAGACCCUCGGGCGCAAUCGUCAGGGAGCUAGGACUCGGCGGCUGGACUGCCGGGCCACCCGGCCGAGGCUUCAGAGGUGCAAACUGAUGGGACUGGCUCUCUCGGCAGCGUCUCCCCGCUCUUAUAAGUACACUGAGCGGGGCCCGCGCUGAAGUAGAAGCUGUCGGGGGGCGCACAGCCCGGAGUCUCAGUGUGGCCUGGAGGAACGGAGCCCGUGCCUGGGCGCUCCGGUCGGGAGCCCCCGGAACGAGCUCGUGUGUUGGGGAGACUCCCACUUCUUCCCAAGGGUGCCGAUCCCGAAACGGUCGAGGCUUCGGGGCGACCGCCGAGUCUCCAGUGACGAGACCCCAUUGGGGAGAAGGCGCGCAGUCCCAAACAGUCUCGGAAAGCCGAGCGGAAUCCGGCGGGAUCACCCGGGGGCUCACAGCCCCCGUCGCGCCUCGUGCGGCGGAGAGGCCAGGGGAGCGAGCCCUCGGAGGCCGUAGCUCAUGCCCGGGUUGGGGGCGGCUGCCCAGUGAGUCUUCCUGGCCGGCGGGGCGGAGAAGAGCGACACCGAAGCCGGCGGGAGGGGAGCACUUCAAGGCCGGCGGCUGCGGAGGAUGGGCGCCUGAGCAGCUUGGAGCGCAGCGCGGCACGGGAAGGCGAGGCCAGCGUUGCUGAGGAGGCGCCAAGGGAUCCCAAAGUGCAGCCUGCCCCCCGGGAAGAUGGCCCGGCCUGGGCAGCGUUGGCUCGGCAAGUGGCUUGUGGCGAUGGUCGUUUUGGCGCUGUGCCGGCUUGCCACGCCGCUGGCCAAGAAUCUGGAGCCCGUGUCCUGGAGCUCGCUCAACCCCAAGUUCCUAAGUGGGAAGGGCCUGGUGAUCUACCCAAAGAUUGGAGACAAACUGGACAUCAUCUGCCCCCGAGCAGAAGCCGGGCGGCCCUAUGAGUACUACAAGCUAUACCUGGUGCGGCCUGAACAGGCAGCUGCCUGCAGCACCGUGCUUGACCCCAACGUGCUGGUCACCUGCAAUAGGCCAGAGCAGGAAAUCCGCUUCACCAUCAAGUUCCAGGAGUUCAGCCCCAACUACAUGGGUCUGGAGUUCAAGAAGCACCAUGACUACUACAUUACCUCUACAUCCAAUGGGAGCCUGGAGGGACUGGAGAACCGAGAGGGAGGCGUGUGCCGCACACGCACCAUGAAGAUCGUCAUGAAGGUUGGGCAAGACCCCAAUGCUGUGACACCUGAGCAGCUGACUACUAGCCGGCCCAGCAAGGAGGCAGACAACACUAUCAAGAUGGCCACGCAGGGCCCUGGCGGACGGGGCUCCCUGGAUGAUUCUGAUGGCAAGCAUGAAACUGUGAACCAGAAGGAGAAAAGUGGCCCCAGCGGGAGUGGAGGCAGCAGCGGGGACCCCGACAGCUUCUUCAACUCGAAGGUGGCGUUGUUUGCAGCCGUAGGCGCUGGCUGUGUCAUCUUCCUGCUUAUAAUCAUCUUCCUGACCGUCCUGCUACUGAAACUACGCAAGCGGCACCGCAAGCACACGCAGCAGCGGGCGCCUGCCCUCUCGCUCAGCACCCUGGCCAGUCCCAAGGGGGGCAGUGGCACGGCGGGCACCGAGCCCAGCGACAUCAUCAUCCCCUUACGGACUACAGAGAACAACUACUGCCCCCACUAUGAGAAGGUGAGUGGAGACUACGGGCACCCCGUCUACAUCGUCCAGGAGAUGCCGCCCCAGAGUCCAGCGAACAUCUACUACAAGGUCUGAGGGCCCGGGCGGCCUCGGCCCCGAGGGACAGUUGGCCGGGACUGCACCUCUCCUUCCUCACCCAUGUCCCUCCCCUUGCCAGCUGUGCCCACCUUUGUAUUUAGUUUUGUAGUUUCUUGGCUUUUAUAAUCCCCCUUUUGCCCUGCCCCCUGGGCUUUGGAGGGGGGUGCUUGUGCCCCUAGCCCCCAUGCUCUUGUGCCUUCCCCCUCUGGCCAGGCCUCUGGGCUCUGCGGGGGCACCCCUUCUUGGAGGGCAGGGUCUGAUGCUGAUGGACAGCAGGCAGGGAGUUGCCCCCCCCCCACGGCCCUGCCCCCCUCCUCGCCCCGUUUCUCCCUUCCCAGGACUGCUUGUCCACUAUCAUCACUGUUUUUAAUGUUUUUGCGUUCAUUUUUUAGCUGUCAAUUCAUUUCCAUCUGGUUUUUUUUUUUUUUUUAAGAAAAAUGGAAAAGGCAGCCCCUCCCCAGCUUUUCUGAGCCCGGCUGACCCCAGUAUCAGGGGCCUGGGGCAGGAUAUGGCCAGCCAGGAAGUAGAGGAUGGCAUUUCUUUUAUAAACUCCUUGGCAUUUGUUGGGUGGCGGGGUGGGCCAGGGCUGUUCUUGCCCACGAGGGAAGACGAGAGUGCCACUGGACAAGGUGUCUCACCCUUCCCCCACUGACCCUCCUUCUGCAGUGCUGAUCUUGGCAAAUGGGGUAGUGGCUGCCAUCCUUCCACCAAAAAAAAAAAAAAAAUCCCUUCCUUGUGGGAUUCUUGGGCAUCUCCUGCCUCCCUCACUCUCACGGUAAUUAACGUCUUAAUUGGCUGUUGUCUGGGGAACAGGAGAGCUGCUGCAGGCAGAUGACCUCAUGGGGGGUGGAGGGAGGUGAGGUGCCCAGGUGGCUAUUUGCCCUGCAGAGCUGGGAGUUCCCCCUUUCCCCUCUGCCCUGUUCUCCCCUCACCUUUAGCAUUUCAGCUUGGUGGGGAAACAGAGGCCCAGGGCAGAGAACUAAGCGGGUAUAAGGCCAGGUGGCCUGCUCCUUUUGUGGGCUCUAGCACAGGUGGGUGCACCCUCCCCCAACCCAGCUCCCACUGGCCCUGCAAUCUUGGGCUGGGGCUUGGAAAGAGGAAGAGGCUUGCCUAGGGCUGGGCUAGCACGCCGUGCACUUUGACCCCGGCUCCUUGCCAGCACGGCUGCUAACAGACUGCCACUCACAUGCGCCUUGCAGGCGCUCCCAGAGUGGCCAUGGAAGGAGCUGGGCCUCACAUCAUCCACCUCCACACUGCCUCCUGGCCAGCUGCCCACCCCAGUGCCAGGUGGGAGAGGGAGCGGAACAGCCAGCCCCUUCCAGGUGGCAGUCGGAAGGGUUUUUUGUUUUUGUUUUUGUUUCUGUUGCCAUUUGUGUAAAUACUAGUCUUUUUGGAAAAAAAAUAAUGUAAAGAUGUUUUGUAUAAACUCUGAAUUAUUUUCUUGUUGCUUUUUUCUUAGAAAAAAUGAGAACUAAAAAAAAAAUUUAACCACAUGGAG
Phacochoerus africanus (Common warthog) is the source of this 3334-nucleotide messenger RNA. RefSeq names its product ephrin B1 (gene EFNB1). The record is from RefSeq and is a predicted model, not a curated record. Gene Ontology annotation, cellular component: plasma membrane. The coding region runs from base 793 to 1833 and encodes 346 amino acids. Gene Ontology annotation, molecular function: ephrin receptor binding. Lineage: Eukaryota; Metazoa; Chordata; Mammalia; Artiodactyla; Suidae. Gene Ontology annotation, biological process: ephrin receptor signaling pathway; axon guidance. The transcript is spliced from 5 exons.